GCAUGAAACGCAUCGAUAAUGUUGAAGUAAAAAGGAAGAGUCUUUAUUUGAUAUUAGAGCGUUUGAGACACUGCACUAAAUUACAUUGUGAUUUACCGAAGAGACGCACUCAGACCUAACUAAUCGCAACGCUUGGUUUAGGUUAGUUAAUCGAACACUGAUCAACUCGAUGAGAAAAAAUGGCGGAUGACAAGGAUCCCCUGAAACGGUUGAAAGACCUGACGCAGCUCAAAAAUCAGUUGGAGGACAUCCAGAAGCGAGUGGAGAACGAAAUCUCUGUGGGAAUUCCUCAGGGUGGCACACUGUUGGGAUCUCCGUUCCUCAAGGGCUUCCUGGCCGGUUAUGUGGCGGCCAAACUCCGCUCUUCCGCCAUCUUUGGGCUGCUCCUGGGGACUGUCACUGGCAUAUAUGCAGCACAGAACUAUCAAGUGCCCAACAUUGAAAGGACCAUCAAAGACCGUCUCAACAACUUGAAAAAAGGCUCCAAGUAA
Messenger RNA from Phycodurus eques (leafy seadragon), 491 nucleotides. RefSeq names its product SLC35A4 upstream open reading frame protein. The record is from RefSeq and is a predicted model, not a curated record. Bases 180 to 491 code for a protein of 103 amino acids. The transcript is spliced from 3 exons. Lineage: Eukaryota; Metazoa; Chordata; Actinopteri; Syngnathiformes; Syngnathidae.